Molecule: messenger RNA, 14627 nt
Organism: Aquila chrysaetos chrysaetos
Lineage: Eukaryota; Metazoa; Chordata; Aves; Accipitriformes; Accipitridae
Gene: CACNA1C
Product: calcium voltage-gated channel subunit alpha1 C
Exons: 51
Coding region: 779-7435 (2218 amino acids)
Biological process (GO): calcium ion import across plasma membrane
Cellular component (GO): voltage-gated calcium channel complex; membrane
Molecular function (GO): high voltage-gated calcium channel activity
Source: RefSeq, a predicted model, not a curated record
CCCGCCGCCGCUCCCCUCGCCUGUCCCCCCACUUCUCCAGGCAGCCGGCUCCAGCUCGCCUCCUUGACGUCAUGUCUGUAGCCAGGCUUCAGCAGGCGCAGUGAAGGCAGGCAGCGUGUUAAACUUUCAGAUCGAGUCCGGCGGCUCCUAACGCCGUGCGCGGGGGGCUGCGUGCAGCCGCCGCAGCUGGAACAUCUGGAAGCGUUCAGUGUGUCUGUCUGUCGGCGAGAAGCAGAGAGCGGGGAGCGAGCGCGCUGAGGGAGGGGAGGGAGUAAGGGGCUGGGACUGUGCUCUCUUCCUCUGCAGAAACAGCUCCCUGCCAACACAACGCGCUCAGAAUGGCUUUGAAGAGGAGGAGCAGCAGCGUUUGAACAUCUCUCUCCCCCCCCCCCCCCUUCUUACUCUUGUAGUUGGUGGAUUUAAAAAAGACAUUUAACCCUCAGAGGUUUGUCCUGGAUGCUUUUGCUUUUUCCUUUUUUUUUUCCUUUUCUUUUUUUUUUUUUUCUUUUUCCCUCCCCUCUCCCUCGUUUCCCCCCUUCCUGUUCUUUUUUAUGGUUUAACAGCCAGAGGUGCUGUGCUAAAUUCUUGGAAGGGGCCCGGAUGUACUGAGGAUGCAUUGCAAUUUCACUAAAGGAGGCAGUAGUGGAAAGGAUCAGUUUUUGGUGUUUGAUGCAAUAAUGGGAAUCAGGUAAUAAUAAAAGGGGAAAAUCUGCAGCUCCAUUCUUCCUUGAAUUUUACCAAGCCGAUUUUCGGAGGGAUUAAUCUGGACUCGUUUUAAAUGGUCAAUGAAAACAAGAGGAUGUACAUUCCAGAAGAAAACCAUCAAGGUUCCAACUAUGGGAGUCCCCGUCCAGCUCAUGCCAACAUGAAUGCCAAUGCAGCUGCAGGGCUUGCCCCAGAGCACAUCCCUACUCCAGGGGCAGCUCUGUCCUGGCAAGCUGCGAUUGAUGCUGCCAGGCAAGCCAAACUGAUGGGUAGUGCUGGCAAUGCAACAAUAUCCACAGCUAGCUCCACGCAGAGAAAACGGCAGCAGUACGGGAAACAGAAAAAACAGGGUACCACCACAGCUACACGUCCUCCCCGGGCACUGCUGUGUUUAACACUGAAAAAUCCCAUCCGGAGGGCAUGCAUCAGCAUCGUCGAAUGGAAACCAUUUGAAAUAAUUAUUUUACUGACUAUUUUUGCCAAUUGUGUGGCCUUAGCUAUCUAUAUCCCCUUCCCAGAAGAUGAUUCCAAUGCCACCAAUUCCAAUCUGGAACGAGUGGAGUAUCUCUUUCUCAUAAUUUUUACAGUGGAAGCAUUUUUAAAAGUAAUAGCAUAUGGACUUCUCUUUCACCCCAACGCUUACCUCCGCAAUGGCUGGAAUUUACUAGAUUUUAUAAUUGUGGUAGUAGGGCUUUUUAGUGCAAUUUUAGAACAAGCAACCAAAGCAGAUGGGGGGAAUUCAAUAGGAGGAAAAGGUGCCGGAUUCGAUGUUAAAGCACUGCGGGCUUUCCGAGUAUUACGUCCGUUACGGCUGGUGUCUGGAGUACCUAGUCUCCAGGUGGUUUUAAAUUCAAUUAUCAAGGCCAUGGUCCCUUUGUUGCAUAUUGCCCUGCUGGUGCUGUUUGUCAUUAUUAUCUAUGCCAUCAUUGGACUGGAGUUAUUUAUGGGGAAGAUGCAUAAGACCUGCUACCAUGUGCAAGGGGGACUGAUAGAUACACCUGCAGAAGAUGAUCCGUCUCCCUGUGCCCCCCAGUCUGCACAUGGGCGGCAGUGUCAGAACGGCACGGAGUGCAAGGCAGGCUGGGAGGGACCUAAACACGGCAUUACGAACUUUGACAAUUUUGCUUUUGCCAUGCUGACGGUGUUUCAGUGCAUCACGAUGGAGGGCUGGACAGAUGUACUGUACUGGAUGCAGGACGCUAUGGGCUAUGAGUUACCAUGGGUGUAUUUUGUCAGUCUGGUCAUCUUUGGAUCCUUUUUCGUUCUAAAUCUGGUUCUUGGUGUGUUGAGCGGGGAGUUUUCCAAAGAAAGAGAGAAGGCUAAGGCUCGGGGUGAUUUCCAGAAGUUACGGGAAAAACAACAGCUAGAGGAGGAUUUGAAGGGAUACUUAGACUGGAUAACUCAAGCAGAAGAUAUUGACCCAGAAAAUGAAGAUGAAGGCAUGGAUGAGGAGAAGCCUCGAAACAGAAGCACUCCAGCUGGCUUGCCUGAUAAGAAGAAAGGAAAGUUUGCUUGGUUUAGUCACUCCACAGAAACCCAUGUGAGCAUGCCCACCAGCGAGACCGAGUCCGUGAACACAGACAACGUCCCUGGAGCAGAUAUUGAAGGCGAAAACUGCGGUGCUAGGCUAGCGCAUCGGAUCUCAAAAUCAAAGUUUAGUCGCUACUGGCGCCGAUGGAAUCGAUUCUGCAGAAGAAAGUGCCGCGCCGCUGUCAAGUCCAAUGUUUUCUACUGGUUGGUGAUCUUCCUUGUGUUUCUCAACACCCUCACCAUUGCCUCUGAACACUACAACCAGCCAGACUGGCUCACAGAGGUCCAAGACACUGCCAAUAAGGUGCUGCUAGCUCUUUUCACGGCAGAGAUGCUGCUGAAGAUGUACAGCCUUGGUCUCCAGGCCUAUUUUGUGUCCCUCUUCAACCGCUUUGACUGUUUCAUUGUGUGUGGAGGAAUCCUGGAAACAAUUCUCGUUGAGACAAAGAUCAUGUCACCACUGGGCAUUUCGGUGUUGAGAUGUGUUCGACUCCUGAGAAUAUUUAAAAUCACAAGAUACUGGAACUCCCUGAGUAACCUUGUGGCUUCACUCCUGAAUUCAGUCCGCUCCAUUGCCUCCCUGUUGCUGCUUCUCUUCCUCUUCAUUAUCAUCUUCUCACUCCUGGGGAUGCAGCUCUUUGGGGGCAAGUUUAACUUCGAUGAGAUGCAGACCAGGAGGAGUACAUUCGACAACUUCCCCCAGUCCCUCCUCACUGUGUUUCAGAUCCUGACUGGGGAGGACUGGAAUUCGGUGAUGUAUGAUGGGAUCAUGGCUUAUGGCGGCCCCUCUUUUCCAGGAAUGUUGGUCUGUAUUUACUUCAUCAUCCUCUUCAUCUGUGGAAACUAUAUCCUGCUGAAUGUAUUUUUGGCCAUUGCUGUGGACAACCUUGCUGAUGCUGAGAGUUUAACAUCUGCACAGAAAGAGGAGGAAGAGGAAAAAGAAAGGAAAAAGCUAGCUAGGACUGCUAGUCCCGAAAAGAAACAGGAGAUAGAAAAAACAGCCGUGGAGGAGGAGACAAAGGAGGAGAAAAUUGAACUGAAAUCGAUCACUGCUGAUGGAGAAUCCCCGCCUGCUACCAAGAUCAACGUGGAUGAUUAUCAGCCCAAUGAAAAUGAAGAAAAGAGCCCAUAUCCCACAACAGAAGCACCAGCAGAGGAAGAUGAGGAAGAACCUGAGAUGCCUGUCGGCCCUCGGCCUCGCCCAAUGUCUGAGCUGCACCUCAAGGAAAAGGCUGUGCCCAUGCCUGAUGCCAGUGCUUUUUUCAUCUUCAGUCCUAACAACAGGUUUCGUGUCCACUGCCAUCGAAUCGUUAAUGAUAACAUUUUCACCAACCUGAUCCUAUUUUUCAUCUUGCUCAGCAGCAUCUCCCUGGCAGCUGAGGACCCCGUCCGGCACCUCUCCUUUAGGAACCAAAUUCUCUUUUAUUUUGAUAUAGUUUUUACUGUCAUUUUCACCAUUGAAAUUGCUCUGAAGAUCCUAGGCAAUGCAGACUAUGUCUUCACUAGUAUCUUUACAUUAGAAAUUAUUCUUAAGAUGACCGCAUACGGGGCUUUCCUCCAUAAGGGCUCCUUCUGUAGAAACUAUUUCAACAUCUUAGACCUGCUGGUGGUCAGCGUUUCUCUCAUCUCCUUUGGGAUCCAGUCCAGUGCCAUCAAUGUGGUGAAGAUCCUGCGUGUUCUGCGAGUCCUUAGACCACUGAGGGCCAUCAACAGAGCCAAAGGACUAAAGCAUGUGGUCCAGUGUGUGUUUGUCGCCAUCCGAACCAUCGGAAACAUUGUGAUUGUCACCACUUUGCUGCAGUUCAUGUUUGCCUGCAUUGGAGUUCAGUUGUUUAAGGGCAAGCUGUACAGCUGCACUGAUAGCUCCAAGCAGACAGCAGCAGAAUGCAGAGGGUACUACAUUACGUACAAGGACGGUGAGGUCAACCAACCGAUGAUACAGCCCCGGAGCUGGGAGAACAGCAAGUUUGACUUCGACAACGUCUUGACUGCCAUGAUGGCACUCUUCACUGUCUCAACCUUUGAGGGCUGGCCAGAGUUGCUGUAUAGGUCCAUUGAUUCCCACAUGGAGGAUGUGGGACCCAUCUAUAAUCACAGGGUUGAGAUCUCCAUCUUCUUUAUUAUCUACAUCAUCAUCAUUGCUUUCUUCAUGAUGAACAUCUUCGUUGGUUUCGUCAUCGUCACAUUUCAGGAACAAGGAGAACAAGAAUACAAGAACUGUGAGCUGGACAAAAACCAGCGCCAGUGUGUAGAAUAUGCCCUGAAAGCCCGGCCCCUGAGGAGAUACAUCCCUAAAAACCAGUACCAGUACAAAGUUUGGUAUGUGGUCAACUCCACCUAUUUUGAAUACCUGAUGUUCGUUCUGAUCCUGCUGAACACCAUCUGCCUGGCCAUGCAACACUACGGUCAGAGCUGCAUGUUCAAGGAAGCGAUGAAUAUCCUCAACAUGCUCUUCACUGGCCUCUUCACUGUUGAGAUGGUCCUGAAAUUAAUCGCCUUCAAACCCAAGGGUUACUUUAGUGAUCCUUGGAAUGUUUUUGACUUCCUCAUCGUAAUUGGCAGCAUUAUAGACGUCAUUCUCAGUGAAACUAAUCACUAUUUCUGUGAUGCAUGGAAUACAUUUGACGCCUUGAUUGUUGUGGGUAGCAUUGUUGAUAUAGCAAUCACCGAGGUGAACCCAGCUGAACAUACCCAAUGCUCUUCCUCUAUGAACGCAGAGGAAAACUCUCGCAUCUCAAUCACCUUCUUCCGACUCUUCCGCGUGAUGCGUCUCGUGAAGCUCCUGAGCCGAGGGGAGGGCAUCCGGACGCUGCUUUGGACCUUCAUCAAGUCCUUCCAGGCUCUCCCCUAUGUGGCUCUUUUAAUAGUGAUGUUGUUCUUCAUCUACGCCGUGAUCGGGAUGCAGGUGUUUGGUAAAAUUGCGCUGAACGAUACCACAGAAAUCAACCGCAACAACAACUUCCAGACCUUCCCCCAGGCAGUGCUGCUGCUUUUCAGGUGUGCCACCGGUGAGGCCUGGCAGGAAAUCAUGCUGGCAUGUCUCCCAGACAAGAAGUGCGACCCAGAGUCCGAGCCAGCCAACUCCACCGAAGCCGAUCACUCCUGUGGUAGCAGCUUCGCCGUCUUCUAUUUCAUCAGCUUCUACAUGCUCUGUGCCUUCCUGAUCAUCAAUCUUUUUGUAGCUGUUAUAAUGGAUAACUUUGAUUACCUGACACGGGACUGGUCCAUUUUAGGACCACACCACCUGGAUGAGUUUAAAAGGAUCUGGGCAGAGUAUGACCCUGAAGCCAAGGGACGGAUCAAACACUUGGACGUGGUGACGCUGCUCCGGCGGAUUCAGCCCCCCCUCGGCUUCGGGAAGCUCUGCCCUCACCGGGUGGCUUGCAAACGCCUUGUCUCCAUGAAUAUGCCACUGAACAGUGAUGGGACCGUCAUGUUCAAUGCCACUCUCUUUGCACUGGUCAGAACAGCACUGAGGAUCAAGACAGAAGGUAACCUGGAGCAAGCCAACGAAGAGCUGAGAGCAAUAAUUAAGAAAAUCUGGAAGCGCACCAGUAUGAAGCUGCUGGACCAGGUGGUGCCCCCCGCAGGUGAUGAUGAGGUGACCGUUGGGAAGUUCUAUGCCACUUUCCUGAUUCAGGAGUAUUUCCGGAAGUUCAAGAAACGUAAAGAACAGGGACUGGUGGGCAAGCCCUCCCAGCGCAACGCGCUCUCCUUGCAGGCUGGUCUGCGCACACUUCACGACAUUGGGCCAGAGAUCCGACGAGCAAUUUCUGGAGACCUGACAGCUGAAGAAGAGCUAGAUAAGGCCAUGAAAGAAGCUGUUUCUGCUGCCUCUGAAGAUGAUAUCUUCCGGAGAGCCGGAGGCUUGUUCGGAAACCAUGUCAGCUAUUACCAAAGUGAUGGCAGGAGUGCGUUCCCCCAGACGUUCACCACCCAGCGACCUUUGCACAUCAAUAAGUCUGGCAACAACCAGGGAGAUACUGAGUCUCCAUCUCAUGAGAAACUGGUGGACUCCACCUUCACUCCCAGCAGCUACUCAUCUUCAGGCUCCAAUGCCAACAUCAACAAUGCCAACAACACUGCCCUGUGCCGCUUCCCCAGCCCACCCAGCUACCCCAGCACUGUCAGCACAGUGGAAGGCCACGGGACCCCCUUGUCACCAACCAUACGUGUGCAGGAGGCUCCUUGGAAACUACCUUCCAAAAGGACGCAUUACUACGAAACACUGGGACGCUCCGGUUCCAGAGACAGCCAGCUGGCAAUUGUUUGCCAAGAGGAAGUGUCUCAGGAUGAGACUUAUGAUGAAAAUUUGAAUGAAGACAUUGAGUACUGUAGUGAACCAAGUCUGCUCUCUACUGAAAUGCUUGCAUACCAAGAUGAUGAAAACAGACAACUUACUCCACCAGAAAACAACAAAGGAGAGGACACCCGGCACUCUCCGAAGAAAGGGUUUCUGUGCUCCUCAGCGCUAGGUCGAAGAGCAUCUUUUCACUUAGAAUGUCUGAAAAGACAGAAAAACCAGGGCGCAGAUGUCUCACAGAAGACAGUUCUGCCUUUGCAUCUGGUACAUCAUCAGGCGUUAGCGGUGGCCGGCCUGAGUCCCCUACUCCAGCGAAGCCAUUCCCCCACCAUGUUCUCUCGGCUGUGUGCUACACCCCCCGCUACACCCUGCAGCCGUGGCUGGCCGCAACAGACCAUCCCAACUCUGCGUCUCGACGGGGCAGAGUCCAGUGAGAAGCUCAACAGCAGCUUCCCGUCAGUACACUGCGGCUCUCGGUACCCUGACAACACUGGCUGCAGCAGCCCGAGGAGAGCCAGACCAGUCUCCCUCACCGUCCCCAGCCAGACCGGAGGGAGCAGCAGGCAGUUUCACGGCAGCGCUGGCAGCCUGGUUGAAGCGGUCUUGAUUUCCGAAGGACUGAUGCAGUUUGCUCAAGAUCCAAAGUUCAUCGAGGUCACAACCCAGGAGCUCGCAGAUGCCUGUGACAUGACGAUAGAAGAGAUGGAAAAUGCAGCAGACAACAUUCUCAAUGGUAACAGCAAGCAGAGCCCCAAUGGCAACCUCUUGCCUUUUGUUAACUGCAGGGACCCAGGGCAGGACAGUGCAGGAGAGGAAGAGGAAGAGGUGCAGAACCCGGAUUGUAGAAAAAGUCAGGAGGAGCUCAAGGACAGCAGGAUUUAUAUCAGCAGCCUGUAGUUGCCAGGGCUGGAAGCGAUGCUGGUUUUUUAUUUGUUUCAAUGUUCCUAAUGGGUUUGUUUCAGAAGUGCCUCACUGUUCUCGUGACCUGGAGUAACCGGAACAGCGUUCUUCAUUCAUUUCUGUUGGGACGAGUCGCAGAGUUGGGUGGUGUAAGAAAGCUUUUCAGGAGCGGAUAUAACCCCAGCACGUGUCCAUGAAGCAAGAGUGAGGAGGAGGAGGAGGAAGAGGAGGAGAGCCAGCUCCCUCUUUUUUUUCAGUCCCUGCACAAGGAACGACGACUGCCUCCCAAGCGUGAAGGGGAACCUCAGCUUCCUGUGGAUGGCCCUAGCCAAAAGGACCCUGCGUCAAACGGGUGUCUUUCAACUUUGCUUGUAAAAAUCAUUUUGCACAUAUUCUGUAUGAGCCUCACCGUCUCCAUAAAGCCAAGGCCCUUUGAUUCGGAAGGAGAGGAGGACUUCUUCUGCUGUGGAUUCCCGUACCGCGAAGGGGAGGAGGAAGCAGAAGAAGGCCGAGGGCGCCCGAGGGGCAGCUGGCAGCGCUGCCCAACCCUGCCCAGACUGCCAGGCAGCGGUCUCUGCCGACCAAUCGGAGCUCAGGCAGCCACUCCUGCCAACCAGUCAGAGCUCGAGCAGUCACUUGCCAGCCAAUCCGAGCUUAGGCAGUCUUCUGCCGACCAAUCGGAGCUCAGACAGCCAGCCGUGCCAGCCAGCGGGAGAGCGGGGAGCAGGCUCUGCGGCGGGGCUGAGCCAACCUGCCCCGCGCUUGCUGAGGUGGCGGUGGGCUGGCGGAGAUCUCUCCUUGUUUUGCAGUUUGAUAUUUUCUUGAAAGCAUGUUGCAGUUUUUAUUUUGACUAAAUUUUUUUUUUUUUUUUUUUUUUUUUUGGAGGGAGAAGGGAGUGUUUACAACGUUUUGUAAUCACCUACCUUUUUGUUUUGGUUUAUUUUCACCUUUGCAAAUGUUAAAUUGGUUUGAUCAUGUAUUAUUUAAACUGGGGUUUUUUUCUCCAUUGAAAUUUGGUAGAAGUAUAAUGAUAGCCGAGUUUUACCAACCAUUAUGUACACCAAGAAUUUGUAAUUUUAUUUGCUAGUAAUUGAAACCUCCUUUUUUUGUUGUUGUUUUAUAAUUUAAAGAUAGUAGGCAAUGCACUUGAUAUAGUCUUGCACAUUUGAGUGAUUGAUUUGGGUUCUUUUUAGUGCUAAGUAUAUCUGUGAGUGUGGGAGCAAUACCAAGCGAGUGUGCGUGCGCGCGUGUGUGUGCGUGUGUAAGUGCAUGCAGUUCUCCACAUCCUGGUUUGAGCUGCAGGAGAUCUGUAUCUGGGGCCAUUUGAAUGCAAAAACAAACCACUGUCUCUGCUUGUGAAAGGGGAAUCAGUAACUCUUUGCAUUUUCUGUUCCACAAGAUAUGCAAAAACAAUGCAAUAAUAUUAAUUUUAAAAUACAAUUGUAAGUUGUGUUGGCAUUAAAACUGUAUAGAAAAAAAUUGUGGGGGUGGGGGGAAACAAACAAAAAAAAACAAACAGAAGGCGUUACGCUUCAAUAUAUUCCGUGUGAUGUUUUAUUGCAUUGAUAAUGUUUCUGUUGAAGAAACCGUUAUACUUGAAUUCAGGUCAGUUUCAGUAUUUUUCAAAUAUUUUUUUAAAAUGAAUUGCAAUUGUGCCAAGCAAAGAUAAUGAAUUGAAUUAAGUUUGUUUAAAAAAAAAAAGAAAAAAAAGAAUCACUUCUUGUAUAUUUUGCUGCAUGUCAAGUGAAUCAUUUCGUAUUUGGAAUGUGCCAAGCUUUACCUUUGAACUUUUAAGUGCUUUUCUACGUGUGGUUGGGGAAAGGGGUACUAUUUUUUUUUCCUUUUUUAAUUUGUACAAUGAACAAAGUGUACCUGGUGUAAGUAACUCUUCUGCAAUCCACUGACAGGUUGAACGUUACUGAUUUUGCAUAUCUUGUGUUCAUUUUCCUUCUUCCUCACUCCCUUUAAACAUGCACGAUGACUUUAUUGGUAGAGAAUCUUUCUUCCCGAGACUGGGACAUUUUAUUCAGGCUUUGUUCUCUUUCCGUUUGCUCAGUUUCUCUAAAGGUCUUGUCCCACUGGAGGGUGGCAAGACCCUCAAGCUGAUUUGGCAGAUCCAUCCUACAUAUUCAGCUGGCACCAGCAAUUCAAGGAGCAGGGAAAAAAAAUCUGCUUUCAAAUUUCUUUUAUUAAAUAGCUAACCCUGAUUAAUUAUAGCAGGGUCCUGGGAUAAGCAAAUGCCAGACGCAGAAUCGUUAACAAAGUAGUCUUAACUCUGGUCUGGACUGAAAGCAGAGGGCAAGUGAGGGAGAGAGCUCUGGAUUAUUGCUUAGGAGAAUUGCUGCAGUCUGGUCCAGAUGCAGAUGUUAAGUGACUUUUUUGUGUUCUUAUGCACGGUCUUAUCCCUCUUCCUAGACUUUAGUGGAUGGAUCAGAUUCUAAGUCACAAAACAUCUGACAGCACAGCAUGUCCUAGCCAUAUUUCCCUACUAGUAAGUGUGAACCUCUCUUGAUUUUCCUCACACCGAUACUUGGCCCUAACCUGUGAGAGAGGCUGAAAAACCAGGCAGAUAUUGUUAGAUUAUGCAACUGAUUUUUGUCUAGACUACUGCUGUUUUUUCUCCCUUCUCAAGACGGUUCACAAACUUGCAGAUCAGUGCUGAGCUAGGAGGUGUGAUCUGACUCAGAGCUAAACUUUCAUUCAAAUCUUGAGCUUCUGCAGAUGUCUGAGAACAUAAUUUAUUCUAUAUGUUGAUUACAUUAUUUUUGUAAUGCCCUUGUUUUUCUUUUUGAUUCUCUGCGGCAUAAGGCAGAAAUAGCAAAGGGUACUUUUGACAGUGCAUUUUUUUCAGUGUCAUUUUCAACUGGCCAGUAGGAGCUCAAGAUACCUUGAAAAAAACCAAAUCCUUUUAAACUAGAGAAAUACAAAUCCAUUUAUACAACCACCUGGCAUCAAAGUCCUAAUUCAAGACUUCCCUAGAGAAAGUAACCAGCUGAUGUCUGUCAGUCUCACCCUUUCCAUCCCUCGUGCCUGUAUGGAGAUGGGCACACAAACGUAUCUCCCUUUGGGAGUUUGCUGCUGCUAGUGCUGAUGUGCUCCAAAGCUACUUGAAAGGAAAUAGUGCUGUGCCUGGCUGUUUCUGAAAAUGAAGUCACUGUAAGGGCUCCCUAUCUCAUUUUCUUCCACUAGAAAGUCCAUCUGACCCUCCCAGUGGGAGACAGAGGUGUUCUCUGCUCCUGAGAAACAAAGUACUGAUCUAAAUUAGUAGUGGCAAUGGGCAUUUUGGACGCUUGACAGCCCGUGUCAUCUUUUAGGAUUUUUCUUGAUGGGAAGGAAAAUGGUGGAAAGGAUUAUGUCCCACGCAUUCCCAGUGAAAGCUGUGACUCCCUUAGGGGUCAGAGCCUACAAUGGCCAGGGGAAACUCCGCUCCCUGCUGGAAGACCCCUUAGGUCCUGCAGAGUGGAAAACACAUGGCUAGCAGAGAAUGCAGAUGAUGUUUGCGGUUUGAAGGGCAGGUGUUAAAUUUAGUAAUUGCUGGUUAAAUUUAAAAAGUUAAAUUGCUGGUGCCAGCUGUGCUAAUUUCUCUUUCUGGGGAGGGUGGUGUAUAUUUUUUUUCAUUUGAGGUACUUCCACUGUGCACAUUGUGACAGGCCUGAGCAAAGAGCUACUGCCUCCUUCAGGUGAGGUAAAGUCUGGGGGACGGUGGGAAGGUGGGGGCAGAUUUAGUUCCUGGAGUGUCCUUCUUUCCCUGUGUAUGGGAGUGGAUGGUGGGUACAAUCACUGUGCUGUGGAUGGAAGCUUUGAAGGAUCUGACGGCUGAAGAGUGGCAUGGAAGGAAAGGAAAGAAUGGGGGAAAGUGAUCUGCUGUUUGCCACUGAGCAUCUCUGACUUGCAGACUAAAGACGUUUCUUAUAAAACAACAAACCUCCUCCCUGUAUCACUCCUGCUCAUUAUUCCAGGCAGUACUGGGCCAGCCGCACCGGGUGCGUUUCUUUUUUUCUUCCUUAUUUCUGUGUGGCUGACGUGACGGGGAAGAAAGUGGAACUCAUGAUCCAGAGCUGGAGUUUCGUUAUCCACAGACCUUUUCUGCAUCAUCUGCCUCUUCAGCUGGACAUGUGAACGAUGAUGGUGUAGAUGCUGCUGCUACUGCAGGGGUCCCGCCUGUUUUAUUACCCUGCCCACCACACCUCAGCAUGGAGGGACAGCCAGAGAGGCGCCAUGUACAGAAUUGCAUCUAUUUCUGCUUUGUUUUCUGACUCAGAACCCUGCCCCUGAUGACUACGACAAUGAUGACGACAACAACAAAAAAAGGGCAAAUGCAUUUUUUACAUUUCUUGAUAAUUUCCAAAGCAAUGUAUCAUUGCUUUCUUUAGACUGACGCCAAUAUAACAGUUGUAUGGGUCUCAGCCAGGCUCCUGUGUCUUUUCUGCCUGAUAGUUUCAGAUUGCUGUAUGAAAUGUAUGCGCGUUUGCACACAGACACAAUCGUAUGAGGUGACAGCACUGCAAGGCCUUGGGGUUGUUCACCUGUGUCAUAGAUGAAGUUGGAGGCCUUGCUUUGUACGUGUAGAUGAGAACUCCAACCCACUGGUCCAGUGAGCUGCAGUGAAGCAGCCGUACUGAGACAGAACUGAGUAUCCUAAGAUACAUGCACAGUCCCGUUGUGACUGUCCUUGUGGCAGGGGCGGCGGGGGGUGGAGAGGAACACUGAAUGGGGAAUUUGGAGCACAACAAAGUUGAUAAAAUUAAGUAGAAUCCAGUUGGGGGCUUCUGAUAGCGAUGAGCUUUUUCUCAGUUCCCAUAAUGAAAACUGUAGUGCGUAUAAAGAAAAUAUUCCAGGCCAUCAGAAGCCCCAGUUCCCAUCUUGCUAAUGCAAUGCUGGAGGGCACUAAGAGGCCGAGGAAGUUGUAUUGAUGCAAAGAAUGUGGAAAACAGAACUGGGCCCCAAAAAAUUUGAUUAUAUCUUUCCUCCAUUUAUUUUCUUCUCCAAAGAAGACUAAGAAAUAUAAAUGUCAAUAGCUGCACAGGGUUUCUUCUUUUCUUCUUUUGAUUGUUGCAAAGUUUUAAAAGUUUUAUUCUGGAUUAGCAAGCCCAGGGACCCAGAAGGUUUCCAAUAGGAUCUCAGUCCAUGGAGCUUUGCUCUCUGUUGUUGCUUUGUUUCUGGAUAGCUGAAACCACUAUGGCCUUGCUGCUACAGCUCCCUGAGAUAGGGCAGAUGAGGGCAGAAGCACAACCGAGAGAUAUGUCCUGUACUGAAGACAGACUGGGCUACAAUUGCUUUCAGAGAAGUCAGUAGCAUCACACUGGAAUGGAAAAAAACCCUCUUCUGGUACAAACUUUAGUGUUCUAGUUAAAUCCUCCAUCCUUCCCCUGCCCCAUAUGGGGGACUUGACUUAACUGUUAACACUUGAGUGUAAAAAACAGGCCUUUAGGGGCACAGGGCUCGACUCAGUUGCCUAAAUGUUGGCAUCUACUGCCACCUGAGAUACCCUACAGUACUCUGCCUGGCCUGCAGCCGCUGGUCUGGAAAGACACAACUCUUCCCCAGGGCUGGUGUCACAGCUAUCAGCCCCACACAGAUGGCAGAGAUCUCAGGUGGCAGGAGACAAUUAGGCAACUUAAUCAAGUCCCUUUCUAAAGGGCUAAUUGGAAGGAGCGGCACCAAUGACUGAUGUAAUAAGGGAAUCUUCAUUAGCAUUACCAAGGGCUUAGUUAGGCACCAUCAGGAGCUCAUCUCCAUGCUCCCAUGCUGUUGUUUUUCUACCCCACAUCACCCAGAUAGCCUCCACUCCUACAGCCUGAAGUCCACGGCACUCUGCCCAGCCCUUACGUUAGGCCAGGGUUAGCGGCUGCAUCCCAGGCCCAGCGGGGUGGGGGCAAGCCCAGGCGAGAGCAGGCAUCACUCCACCCAGCAACAGAUUUUUCUGCCAGUGUUUGAAUGGCCCCCUUCCAAAGCAUUUUCCUAUUCAAGACAGACCCACAGAGACACCAUUCGUUAGCCUCAUCGUUCAGACGAUGAAACACACGUGUUUUUCUGUUGCAUUUUGCAUUUUGCCCAGCCAGGCAAAACGCACGCUCUUUCCCAAACAGGCUGUAAUGCUUUUGAUAUUUUAAGCAUCCUAAGCCAGUCUCCUCCCAUCUCAAGCACCUAGGUAGACUGGCAGCCAAUACUACCUAAACAUCAUCAACUUUAUGAUUGCUCGUAGAAGUGAUUGGUUCAGGCUUAUUCAGUCUUGACAGUUUGAAUGUGGAAAGAUUUCAGAGGAGGAGGAGUGAGAUUGUAAAUAUUUCUUUGACAAACAUUGCUGCAUCACACACAAAAAAAGGGGGAGAUACUUUUAAAACUGCCUUAAAAAUCAAUUCUGAAUGAUGAAAUCUCCCUCCAAACAAUUACCGCUUGGUAGAGCAAGGGAUAAGUCGCUUUGGGUGAAUUCUGGCAAGAAGUGGUUGGAAUCUAGUCCAGUUUCAGGAGUGAAAGUGUAAUUUAGGAGCUGAUCUCUCACUCAGUCUGAAUUCACAUCAGCGCCAAUGACUGAGCACUGCAGGAUCAAAACUCUUUAACGCCUGGGGGGGUACUGUAUCUGGCCUGCGUCUCCAUGGUUUGGGUCUGGCCCGGCAAGGUACUGCAUACCUGUGUCUCCCAGUGACUUCAGGGAAGAUGGGGUUCCUCAGCACCUCUUAAGUUCAGGCCCUGGAGCACCAUUUCCUGCUCUGAUCAUCAGCUAUAAAUGUUGAUAAAUAUAAGUGUUUUGCCUUCAUUUGAAUUGCCCAGAGCUGUAAAAUGAACUCUCUCAAGUAUAAAUCAGUCCAGAUAUAAACCUCUUCUCCCACUCUUCCCUACGCUCCCUGCCCACCCUCCCAGCCCUUCCUUGCACCUCUACCCAAGCCUUUCCCCGUCUCAAUUCUUUACCUCCUUCCACAAUUUUAUAUCUAGUUUUCAUGAACCCACAGAAAUGCUUUUGUAAAUAAUGCUGUACAGUUUGUAACCGUCAUGUAAGCCUGUCAUCAGUGCCAGAGUCCGUCUUGCCCUCUCGCACGUUUUAAAAUCAACAGAGGAAAGUUAGCGCGAAUGGCCCGCCAGUGAGCUAUAGGGUCAUCUCUGUGUGGGACAAAUGUAUAUUCCUGUAAGAUUGCAUUUUUAUCUAAGGAAUGAUGUUAUUUUAAAAUUGCUAAUAAAUUUCUAAACAAUG